AUGUCUAUAACAACACCUUUGGAUACUAUUGUCGGUAUUAUUAACUCAUUUAUUGAAAUUUCUAGAAGAAAUCAACCAGAAUUUUAUGAAAGUUAUUUUGAACAGCCUUUUUUGGAACAAAGUAGAGACUAUUUUAAAUACGAAGCUGCAAGGUUAUUACAAGAAUUCACAGUGUCUGAGUAUUUGGUUAAAGCAUUGCAAUUCAUCAUUAAAGAAAUGCACUUUAAAAAAUAUCUCCAUGAUAGCACUGGUUACAAAUUACGAAAAAUAUGUAAUCAACAUAUGGUCAUUGAUCAUAUUCUUUUGAUAAAAGAGGAGUUUAUAGAAAUUUUAAAGGAAGAACGACUUGAUGACAUGAAGAACAUUUAUUUGCUUUUAAACAGAAAUAAUCAUGGAUGGAUCUUAAUAACUGACAUUUUUAGACAACACAUUGAACAAAUUGGAAUAAAGGUUAUUAAAUCUUUUGAACAAAAAAAAAAAGCUUGUGGUUACGAGUUUACAAGUAAUUUAUAUAAAAUGAUAACUGAUGUUAGAGUAUCAGAAGGAUUAAAUGCACAAUUUCAAAAUGAAUUUCCUAAAGCAGUUAGUGAUAAAUUAAAUGUCUCUUUUUCUACGUAUGUGUUGAAAUCUGAUGUUUGGCCUUUGAAUUUAUCAACUACAUCAUCAUUUGUUUUACCUAAACAACUGAUACCUUAUACACAAUAUUUCGAAGUGUUGUACAAAGAAAAAUAUAAAGGACGGGCGUUAACAUGGUGUCACCAUCAAUCUCGAGAAAAAACAUAUAUAGUAAAACUACAAACAUUACAAAUGGCAAUACUUUUACUAUUUGAAGACUGUGAUACAUUGAAAUACUCAGAAAUUUACGAUUUACUUCAAGUAACCAAUGACGAAUUUAAAGACCACUUUGAUAGCUUGGUCAAAUAUAAAUUAUUAUUGCUUAAUGGUGAUAAUGUAAAACUGAACAUGGCAUUUACUAAUAGUCAUACAACAUUUCAAGUAAAAUUAGAUGUCCAAAAAGACAGAUUAUUACAGACUAAACAGUCUGUUAAAACUGUCAAUGAUGAUCGUAAAAUAUACUUACAGGCUACUAUUAUCCGAAUAAUGAAAGCAUGUAAAACAUUGAGACAUAAACCACUUGUGGAUGAAGUAAGAGUAAAAGUAUUAGACUAUCAGAUUUAA
Messenger RNA from Rhopalosiphum maidis (corn leaf aphid), 1179 nucleotides. Its product is annotated as cullin-2-like. The record is from RefSeq and is a predicted model, not a curated record. Lineage: Eukaryota; Metazoa; Arthropoda; Insecta; Hemiptera; Aphididae. The coding region runs from base 1 to 1179 and encodes 392 amino acids. Gene Ontology annotation, biological process: SCF-dependent proteasomal ubiquitin-dependent protein catabolic process; protein ubiquitination. The transcript is spliced from 7 exons. Gene Ontology annotation, cellular component: SCF ubiquitin ligase complex. Gene Ontology annotation, molecular function: ubiquitin protein ligase binding.